AUGCAGCAGCUGGAAAGGAGUCUGCAGAAAUCCAGCGUCGAGUUUCAGAAUCUGCAAGCAGAGCUUGAAAAGGCUGUGGAUACGAGACAGACGCUUGCCGGGCAAUUGAACGAGAAUGAAAGCGUUUUAAAGGAAUUCGACGCCCUUCCAAACAAAGGUGUAGGUGCCAAAGUGUACAAGGCAAUGGGUCCCGUGUUGUUGCAGCAAGAUCCAGCAGAGGCGAAGAGCAAUGUGCAAAAGAGGAUAGACUUUAUUCAGGGCGACAUCAGGCGAGCAGAGACGCUGCUCAAAGAGCUUUCAGAGAAGGGCGAAAAGAAAAAGGAAGAGGUGAGGGCGUCGUGGAGACGUCGAGCGAUUCGACAUCUGGCUGAAGCUGUGCUACGGCCCGACCUGGCCAGCUCGUCAGACUACAAUCUCAAUUGCAAGGGGCGGCGACAGGCGGUCCAGGCGAAGGCGCGGAUGUAG
Molecule: messenger RNA, 465 nt
Organism: Ceraceosorus guamensis
Lineage: Eukaryota; Fungi; Basidiomycota; Exobasidiomycetes; Ceraceosorales; Ceraceosoraceae
Product: Prefoldin
Exons: 3
Coding region: 1-465 (154 amino acids)
Biological process (GO): protein folding; chaperone-mediated protein complex assembly
Cellular component (GO): prefoldin complex; cytoplasm
Molecular function (GO): protein-folding chaperone binding
Source: RefSeq, a predicted model, not a curated record